AAAUUUCUACGUUACCAUAUUACAUAACCUCAUUCACUUGUCAGUUUAUCGAAUGUUUUGGUGAUACUUGAAGGUGGAAUAUGGGGGCCGCAUUCGGUUAUUUUCCCGAAAGUGGAUUUAAUCUCUACUUUCAUCCAGAAGUGACCCCUGGACCAAACGAAAAACCGACUUUUGACCCACUUCUUGGUUUUGAAAAUGGACGUAAAGAACGAGUCAUGCUCGCUACUGAGGAAGAGAUGAGGUCGGCGAAAAUACCUCCAGAACAUAGAGAUUACUGCGCUCAUCAUCUCUUGAAGUAUCUGAGUUGUCGAAAAGACAACUGGCCUUGGGCUGUUAACUGCGAGCAUGAAAAACACGUCUAUUCACAUUGCAAAUACGAGGAUUACGUUAUCCGCAUGAAAGAAUACGAACGCGAGAGACGCUUACGUGUGCGUGAGUUCAAUAAAAAACAACAUGAAAUAGCAGCCGCAUGAGCUGUAUAUUUCAACUGGUAGGUCGUUUGUAAAUAAAUAAAAAAUAAAAUUAGAAAAACAAACACGUUGGAAUUUAUUAAAUAAAAACCAUUAGAAACUUAAA
Molecule: messenger RNA, 576 nt
Organism: Tribolium madens (black flour beetle)
Lineage: Eukaryota; Metazoa; Arthropoda; Insecta; Coleoptera; Tenebrionidae
Gene: ND-B18
Product: NADH dehydrogenase [ubiquinone] 1 beta subcomplex subunit 7
Exons: 3
Coding region: 81-473 (130 amino acids)
Cellular component (GO): mitochondrion
Source: RefSeq, a predicted model, not a curated record